CUUAUCCCUUCCCAGGAUCAAGUGAAGACACCAAAGGAAUCCAAAACCAGGACAUCAGAGGCAGCUGAAGACAAAGCAGUUGAGGGUCUAAAGGAAAUACCAGAGGAAGGACAAGAAGGAGUUAAAGCAAGUGUCAAUUCAGAUGAAGAAAUUGAAGUGGAGGAAAUUAUCGAAGAGUCUCGUACAAAGCGUCUCCAGCGCACCACCAAGCAGCAGGUGGACAACAUAAAAAAGGCCUUCUCCAAAGAGAAGAUGGAGAAGACCAAAACAAAGACCAAGGAAAACCUGGAAAAGACUAAGCAGAGGACCCGUGAGAACCUGGAGAAGACAAGGCAGAAAACCCGGGACAAUUUGGAGAAGACCAAGCACAACCUGGAGAAAAAGAUCAACAAACUUGGAACCCGCAUGACCCCCAACAUGGAGCGGAGGGCAAAGAUGAAAAGCUCCAAAGAUAAGUUCAAGAAAUCUCUCACCCCUGAUCACACGGUGUACGCUCGCUCCAAGACAACCAUGUACCGGGUUCCCCCCUUUACCUUUCACGUUAAGAAGAUCCGAGAGGGGGAGGAGGAGGUGGUGCAAAACACAGAAAUUGAGGAGAUGACGGAGGGAGAGGCACCGGAAGAGGGAGAGGAGAAUGGGCUGGGUGUGCAUGUGGAGCUGGAGGAAGGAGAGCUGGUGCAUGUGGAUGGUCCAGAGAUGCAGGGUCUGGUAGAGGUGACCGAGGACUCUCAGCUGGUCCGGCUGGAAGCAGAGCAUCUAAAGAAGGUGGGAAGCGAAUAAAGGCGCCAGAAAGAUAAGAAACGAAUGGGAAGGAAGCAAUGGUGAUGAAUGAGUCUAAUCGAAAGGACACAGCAAUGAUCUUAGAGACUUUUUGAGGUGGUCACAGUCUGACACCUCAUUUGCUCUCUGUUGUGUUUUUAUUGUACCUGACAACGAUGACUUCCAUGUUUGCUCAUAUCUGUCACACAAAUAAUAUAUACAUAUAUAUAUAUAAAAAAGUCAACGCUAGCAUUUAAAGUAGAUUGCUAUGCUGGACUUGUGUGUAUGAAGUAUUUCAAGUGUUAGCUUUUCUUUUGUCUGAAG
Messenger RNA from Fundulus heteroclitus (mummichog), 1083 nucleotides. It is a transcript of the gene cavin1a, whose product is annotated as caveolae associated protein 1a. The record is from RefSeq and is a predicted model, not a curated record. The transcript has a single exon. Gene Ontology annotation, molecular function: rRNA primary transcript binding. Gene Ontology annotation, biological process: termination of RNA polymerase I transcription; transcription initiation at RNA polymerase I promoter. NCBI's taxonomy places the organism in Eukaryota, Metazoa, Chordata, Actinopteri, Cyprinodontiformes, Fundulidae. The annotation marks the transcript as partial. Gene Ontology annotation, cellular component: caveola; cytoplasm.